AUGUGUGGUAUCUUCGCUUAUCUUAAUUACCUCGUGCCCAAAGAUAGAAGAACGAUUGUUGAUACCCUUGUGAGUGGUUUAGCUCGUCUCGAAUAUCGUGGUUAUGAUUCAGCAGGAAUGGCAGUGGAUGGUGACGAUUCUGAACAAGUAUUCAUCUUUAAACAAGUUGGAAAGGUUGGCGCCUUGAGGAAGUUCUUAGCUGAAAGGGAUAUUGACUUUGAAAAACAAUUUGUAAGUCAUUGUGGUAUGGCUCACACCCGUUGGGCUACCCAUGGUGAACCUUCACAAAAUAACAGUCACCCUCAUCGCUCCGACGCGAAAGGCGAAUUCACUGUUGUUCAUAACGGUAUUAUCACCAAUUAUAAAGAAUUAAAGACAGUUCUCGAAAAAAAAGGUUACGUUUUUGAGUCAGAUACCGAUACAGAAACUGUUGCCAAACUUGCAAAAUAUUUAUAUGAUACUCAAAAUCCAAGCCAAAAUCUCAGUUUUACUGCAUUAGUCAAAGGUGUCAUUAAGGAAUUGGAAGGUGCUUUUGCCUUAAUCUUCAAGAGUACCCAUUUCCCUAAUGAAAUGGUUGCCACGAGACGUGGAUCACCACUUUUGGUUGGUGUUAAAACAGAGAAAAAAUUAAAAGUUGAUUUUGUUGAUGUCGAAUUUGGCACUGAUGAAAAAGUUCCGGUUCCGGAUGGAAAUUUAUUGUCUCCCACAGAUGGACUUCCAAAACUUAGACGUAGUCAAUCACGUGCUUUCCUUAGUGAAGAUGGGUUACCUCAACCAAUUGAAUUCUAUCUUGCUUCUGAUCCUUCCGCUAUCGUCGAGCAUACUAAACGUGUGCUCUACCUUGAAGAUGACGAUAUUGGUCACAUUAGUGAAGGAGAAUUACAUAUUCACCGUUUAAGACGUGACGAUGGAAUAUCUGCUGUUCGUUCUAUCCAAACUUUGGAAAUCGAGUUAGCCGCAAUCAUGAAAGGUUCAUUCGAUCAUUUCAUGCAAAAGGAAAUUUACGAACAACCAGAAUCGGUUGUAAAUACCAUGCGUGGUCGUGUUAAUUUUGAAAGUCAUAAGGUUACUCUCGGCGGUCUUAAAGCAUAUUUAGCGACUAUAAGAAGGUGCAGACGUAUAGUGUUUUGCGCGUGUGGCACUAGUUACCAUUCUUGUGUGGCUACUCGUGCUAUUUUCGAGGAAUUGACCGAGAUUCCUGUAUCAGUAGAAUUAGCUAGUGAUUUCCUAGAUAGAAAGACUCCUAUAUUCAGAGAUGAUGUUUGUGUGUUUGUAUCACAAUCUGGAGAAACCGCUGAUACCAUUCUUGCUUUAAGAUACUGUCUUGAACGUGGAGCUCUAUGUCUUGGAAUUACAAACACCGUCGGAUCUAGCAUUUCACGUGAAACACAUUGUGGUGUUCAUAUUAACGCUGGUCCCGAAAUUGGUGUUGCAUCCACGAAGGCAUACACUUCCCAAUUUAUUGCUUUGGUGAUGAUGGCUAUUCAAUUGAGCGAAGAUCGUUCAUCCAUGACACAGAGACGUAAUGAUAUCAUUGACGAACUUCAUAAAUUACCAGAUUAUAUUAAACAAGUACUUAGCAUUGAUAAAGAAUUACAAAAAUUGGCUAAAGAAGUUCUUUACAAAGAAAAGAGUUUAUUAAUUAUGGGACGUGGUUUCCAAAACGCCACAUGUCUAGAAGGUGCAUUGAAAAUUAAGGAAGUAUCAUACAUGCAUUCUGAAGGUAUUCUGGCUGGUGAAUUAAAACAUGGACCUUUGGCUCUUAUCGAUGAGAACAUGCCUGUUAUUCUUAUCAUGACAAAGGAUUCAUUGUAUCCGAAAGUACAAAGUGCUCUUGAACAAGUCACUGCUCGUAAAGGUCAACCAAUUAUUAUCUGUAAUGAUGGAGAUGAGGGUAUAUCGAAUAAUUACAAGGCUAUUCGUGUCCCUCAAACCGUUGAUUGCCUACAGGGACUUAUUACAAUUAUUCCUUUACAAUUGUUAUCAUAUCAUUUGGCCGUAUUGCACGGUGUUGAUGUCGAUUUCCCAAGAAAUUUGGCGAAAUCUGUGACUGUCGAAUAA
Molecule: messenger RNA, 2061 nt
Organism: Diversispora eburnea
Lineage: Eukaryota; Fungi; Glomeromycota; Glomeromycetes; Diversisporales; Diversisporaceae
Source: the annotation of a GenBank genome assembly